Scophthalmus maximus (turbot) is the source of this 2265-nucleotide messenger RNA. It is a transcript of the gene ctu1, whose product is annotated as cytosolic thiouridylase subunit 1 homolog (S. pombe). The record is from RefSeq and is a predicted model, not a curated record. NCBI's taxonomy places the organism in Eukaryota, Metazoa, Chordata, Actinopteri, Pleuronectiformes, Scophthalmidae. Gene Ontology annotation, molecular function: tRNA binding. Gene Ontology annotation, biological process: tRNA wobble position uridine thiolation. The transcript is spliced from 3 exons. Gene Ontology annotation, cellular component: cytosolic tRNA wobble base thiouridylase complex; mitochondrion. The coding region runs from base 192 to 1223 and encodes 343 amino acids.
GUCGUGAUUUCCGGUUGAGGAGGAGUUUGACGACGCACGAUGAAACAACACGCUGCUCGACUCUCGGUCGUGUUAAACUCACACCGUGUUGUCUGAAAGCGACUGAAGUAAUAUUUAAUGAGUACGUUCCUCGGCGUAUUUCCCCGACACCGUCCCAGUUCAGACCUCGGUUCACCGGAGACGUCGUCAAGAUGCCCGUCCUGUGCAGCGGCUGUAAGGAGAAACGAGCUGCGCUGAAACGUCCGAAAACGGGCCACUCGUUGUGUAAGGAGUGCUUCUUCUGGGCCUUCGAGGAGGAGGUGCACCGGACGAUCGUGGCAGCGAAGCUGUUCAAGCCGGGGGAGACGGUGGGAAUCGCUGCCUCGGGCGGGAAGGACUCCACGGUGCUCGCACACGUAAUGAAGCUCCUGAAUGAGCGAUACAGCUACGGCCUCGAACUAAUGCUCCUCUCAGUGGAUGAGGGAAUCACCGGUUACCGCGACGACUCGCUGGAGACCGUGAAGAGGAAUCAGCAACAGUACGAACUGCCGCUGAAGAUCGUGUCAUAUGAGGAGCUGUACGGCUGGACGAUGGACGCCAUAGUGAAGCAGGUGGGGCUGAAAAACAACUGCACCUUCUGCGGAGUGUUCAGAAGACAGGCGCUAGACAGAGGAGCCAUCAUGCUGAAAGUGGACAAGAUAUGUACAGGUCACAAUGCGGACGAUGUGGCAGAAACGGUUCUAAUGAACGUCUUGCGAGGGGACAUAGCUCGCCUGCGCCGCUGCACCGCCAUCUCCACGGUCAGCGAGGGCGAAGGGGUCGUGCCGCGCUGCAAGCCCCUCAAAUACGCGUACGAGAAGGAGAUAGUUCUGUACGCCUACUUUAAGAAGUUGGACUACUUUUCCACUGAAUGCAUCUACUCGCCAAAUGCUUAUCGAGGCCAUGCGCGGACCUUUUUAAAGGACCUGGAGAGCGUGAGGCCCAGCUCCAUCAUGGACGUCAUCCACUCCGGGGAGAACCUGUCUGUGCGGGAUGGGGUGAAGAUGCCCGUGCAGGGGACCUGUAAUCGCUGCGGCUACAUCUCCAGCCAGGCACUGUGCAAGUCGUGUGUGCUGCUGGAGGGACUGAACCGAGGCCUGCCGAAGCUGGGGAUAGGCAAACACCACCGUCUGCAUGACAAACUCCUCUCCCAGCAGCCGCUCACUGAGAGGGAGGAGAGGAAGCUGAAAUCUGUAGACUUCUGACCGUUACUCUCACAUGUUUUAUUUAAUAUAAGGCUGAAAAUGUACGUUCAGAUUUUACGAUGAACAAUAUUUGUUGUCUUUUAUAGAGGAAAAAAAUUGUCAAAGUUAUUUUUAUUGUUUUCUUUGAUCAUUGUAUUGAUUUGUAAUAUUUAAUUAUAGUAGAACACCAGUGAUGCUGUCAACCUGGAUCACAUAGAUAGUAUGUAUGCACACAAAGGUAUUGUUCAUUAAUAGCUGAAUGGUACGUGUUAUAUCUGUAUAACAGACACACAUACAUACGAGGAUUGGCAAAGAUGGAAACAUGUUCCGUUAGUGUGAAUGUUUUGGUAUGAAAUUAAGCUUUUUGCCAGCAUGUAUUUUUCCGUUUUCAGCUUUAUUAUCGAAUUAUUAAACUUUUGGAGAAAUCAUUUAGUCAAAACUUAUAAUACACACACACACACACACACACACACACUCACAAAACUAGUGUACUGCUGCUUUAGGUGUGUGAGGUGCAGACGAGGCAAUUUUUUUUCUAUUUGAGUGAGGGGGAUUACGAUUAUGUUUUUAAUGAACAAUGAUUUAAUAAAUGCAUUGUCCCCACAUGUUCAGUGUUUUCUACAAGUUUCUAUUGUUUGUCGUUGUUCUGAUGAUGAUCAGGCAGCAGCGUGAAUAUGCUGAGGGUCACAGUUCUUACCACUAGUGAUGCUACAGGCUUAUAUUGUGAAGGUCCCAGCCUGUAAACUAAACACAGAUUUGGCCUGCCUUCAAAAAAUACUUGCCACGAGGGAUUUAUCUAUCUAUUAUGGGUCGACUGAUACUCACCGUUUAAUGAUUAUCGGUAUCAGACAUUUUUUAAAGUCGAUUUGCCAAUAAAAUCAUUUAAUUUACUACUUUGGCUCUGAUGCAGCCGCAGUCACGACUCUCUGGACUUUAGCAAUGUGCUGUCCAUGUUUCAUAGUAAUGGAGCUGACAGCUCCCUGCACUUUGUGUGUUAAGGUCAUGUUGAAAACUUUAAUUAAACAUGCUUUAAGGGAUUUCAAUAAAAGUUUUGUGUUAAGAA